Nothoprocta perdicaria is the source of this 1398-nucleotide messenger RNA. RefSeq names its product calreticulin (gene CALR). Lineage: Eukaryota; Metazoa; Chordata; Aves; Tinamiformes; Tinamidae. The coding region runs from base 41 to 1288 and encodes 415 amino acids. The record is from RefSeq and is a predicted model, not a curated record. Gene Ontology annotation, molecular function: calcium ion binding. Gene Ontology annotation, biological process: protein folding. Gene Ontology annotation, cellular component: endoplasmic reticulum membrane; endoplasmic reticulum. The transcript is spliced from 9 exons.
GCGCCCCCCCCCCCCGCGCACUGUGUGACACCCCGGCGACAUGAGCCCCCUUGGCGCCGCCGUCCUGCUCGGCGUCCUCGUGGCGCUCGCUGCGGCCGAGCCCACCGAAUACUUCCGGGAGGAGUUCCGCGAUGGAGAUGCCUGGAGCAGCCGCUGGGUGGAAUCCAAGCACAAAUCUGACUACGGCAAAUUCGUGCUGAGUGCCGGCAAGUUCUAUGGCGACGCCGAGAAGGACAAAGGCAUCCAGACGAGCCAGGACGCGCGCUUCUACGCGCUCUCGGCGCGCUUCGAGCCCUUCAGCAACCGUGGCAAGACGCUGGUGCUGCAGUUCACCGUGAAGCACGAGCAGAACAUUGACUGCGGCGGUGGCUACGUGAAGCUCUUCCCGGCUGCACUGGAGCAGGCCGACAUGCACGGCGACUCCGAGUACAACAUCAUGUUUGGCCCUGACAUCUGCGGACCCGGCACCAAGAAGGUCCACGUGAUCUUCAACUACAAGGGCAAGAACGUGCUCAUUAACAAAGACAUCCGCUGCAAGGAUGACGAGUUCACACACCUGUACACACUCAUCGUGCGCCCUGACAACACCUAUGAGGUGAAGAUUGACAACAGCCGUGUGGAGAGCGGCGGCCUYGAGGAUGACUGGGACUUCCUGCCCCCCAAGAAGAUCAAGGACCCAGCGGCCAAGAAGCCCGAUGACUGGGACGAGCGUGCCAAGAUCGACGACCCCGAGGACAGCAAGCCCGAGGAUUGGGACAAACCCGAGCACAUCCCGGACCCGGACGCCAAGAAGCCGGAGGACUGGGACGAGGAGAUGGAUGGCGAGUGGGAGCCCCCCGUCAUCCAGAACCCUGAGUACAAGGGUGAGUGGCGGCCACGGCAGAUCGACAACCCCGACUACAAGGGCAAGUGGGUGCACCCCGAGAUCGAGAACCCUGAGUACCAGCCUGACCCCGAUCUCUACGCUUACGACAGCUUUGGUGUCCUYGGCCUCGACCUCUGGCAGGUGAAAUCGGGCACCAUCUUCGACAACUUCCUGCUCACGGAUGACGAGAAGCUGGCGGAGGAGGUCGGCAACGAGACCUGGGGGGCCACCAAGGAGGCGGAGAGGAAGAUGAAGGAGCAGCAGGAUGAGGAGCAGCGGCGGCAGCAGGAUGAGGAGGACAAGAAGCGCAAGGAGGAGGAGGAUGACGAUGGCGACGAGGAAGGUGACGAGGACGAAGAGGACGAGGACGAUGGCGGCGACAAGGACGACGAGGCGGGGGCCGCCCUCAAGGACGAGCUGUGAGGGGGGCAGCCCCCCGUAAUGUCUCUAUGAGACGGGACUCUCGACUCUUUGUUUUUUAUGGGCGUUGCCCCCUGUCCCCGCGUGGCCCCGGCUCCCUGUCACCAGGCCCC